This is a messenger RNA of Lonchura striata (white-rumped munia), 8073 nucleotides long. It is a transcript of the gene IGDCC4, whose product is annotated as immunoglobulin superfamily DCC subclass member 4. Gene Ontology annotation, molecular function: protein binding. NCBI's taxonomy places the organism in Eukaryota, Metazoa, Chordata, Aves, Passeriformes, Estrildidae. The record is from RefSeq and is a predicted model, not a curated record. Gene Ontology annotation, biological process: cell-cell adhesion.
GCUGGGGCCGGGGCGCUCGCACAAGAUGGCGGUGGGGCGGCGGGAGAGCGCGCUCCCCUCGUAGAUGCGGCCGCGGCGGCCCCUGCUCCCGGCGCCCGGCGGGGCUUACAUGGCGCUGGAGGACCUGCUGCUUUGUCUCUGCUUCUCCGCCCUCGCCGUCCUGGCCGUGCAAGGGAGGCUGUCCGAAGGGGAUUCUCUGGAGCUGAGCUGUAGUGCUGGUCCUGCAAAGGUGAUACUGGAGCCAAACCAAGUGGUGAUUUUGGACUGUAACCUGACUCCUGUUGAGCAAGUGAUCAAUAUCACUUGGAAGAAGAAUGGGUUUCCAUUAGUGGAGCAAGAACAUCUCCAUGUGCUUCCAAAUGGAUCACUCUUCAUUUCAUCCCAGGCUGUGGCAAAGGACAGUAAAUAUCCAGAGAGGGAUGGUGCUGGGGGUAAUUACUCCUGUGUGUCUCACACCUCCCUAGGGACUGUCACCAGUCAAAUAGCUGCAGUCAGAUUUUCAACAUUAUCACGCUUUUUCCAGCAGCCGGAGUCGCAGACAGUGGAAGAGAAUGGCAUGGCCCGGUUUGAGUGCCGGAUCGAGGGGCUGCCCUCCCCUGUCAUCACCUGGGAGAAGGACCAUGAAGCUGUUCCUGCAGAGCCCAGGUUUAUAACUCUUCCCAAUGGUGUCCUCCAAAUCCUGGAUGUGCAGGAGAGCGAUGCUGGGAUUUACCACUGCGUGGCAACCAACGCCGCCCGAAAGCGCUACAGCAACGAUGCCACCCUCAGUGUGGUGAAAGGUUCCCAGGCAGCAGGAGGAGAUGUCACCAUCGUUGCUGCUCCAGAGAACACCACGGUGGUGGCUGGGGAGAGCGUGGUGAUGGAGUGUAUGGCAGCUGCUGAUCCCACCCCCUUUGUCUCCUGGAUACGACAGGAUGGAAAGUCCAUUUCCACAGAUGUGAUUGUGCUGGGCCGGACAAAUCUCCUCGUUCCUUCCAGCCAGCCCCAUCACUCCGGGGUGUACGUCUGCCGAGCCAACAAACCCCAAACCCGGCAGUUCGUUACCGCCGCAGCUGAGCUCCGCAUCCUCGCUACUCCCAGCAUCUCCCAGGCCCCUGAAACCAUCUCCCGCACCCGAGCCAGCACAGCCAGGUUUGUGUGCAAGGCAGAGGGAGAGCCAGUCCCCACCAUCCACUGGCUGAAGAACGGGGAGCCCAUUCUCUCCAACGGGCGCGUGAAGGUGCAGAGCAGCGGCACCCUCGUCAUCAACCAGAUCGGCCUGGAGGAUGCUGGCUACUACCAGUGUGUGGCUGAGAACAGCCUGGGCAUGGCCUGUGCCACUGCCAAGCUCUCGGUGAUCGUGCGGGAGGGUUUGCCCAGCGCUCCCAAGAAGGUCUCAGCCGUGUCCCUCUCCAGCACCACCGUCCUCGUGUCCUGGGAGCGGCCGGAGCACAACAGCGAGCAGAUCAUCGGCUUCUCCUUGCACUACCAGCGGGCUGUGGGAACAGAUAAUGUGGAAUACCAGUUUGCUGUUAAUAACGACACAACUGAGCUGCAAGUCAAGGAUCUGGAACCAAACACCAACUAUGUCUUCUAUGUGGUUGCAUAUUCCCAGCUCGGAGCCAGCCGGACAUCCUCUUCCAUCGUCGUCCAGACCCUGGAGGAUGUUCCCAGUGCAGCCCCUCAGCUGUCCCUGUCGAGCAUGACUCCUGGUGACAUCCGUGUGACGUGGCUGCCUCCUCCUCCUGAGCUGAGUAAUGGCAAGAUAACCAAGUACAAGAUCGACUACUGCACCCUCAAGGAAGCAGAUCAGGUCACCUCCAUCGAAGUGGGUGGAAAUGAGACCCAGAUCACCCUGUACUCACUCCAUCCCAACAAAGUGUACAAAGUUCGGAUUGCAGCCAGCACCAGUGUGGGAUAUGGGGCCCCUUCCGAGUGGACCCAGCAUCGGACUCCUGACAGAGACAACCAGACACAUGUUCCAUUUGCCCCAACAGAAUUAAAAGUCCGAGCGAAGAUGGAGUCUCUCCUGAUAACAUGGCAGCCCCCAGCAAACCAUGCCCAGAUAUCUGGCUACAAGCUCUACUACAGAGAGGUGGGCCCAGAGGAGUCCAGUGAUGAGAGCCCUUUGGAUGGUGCUGAAGAUGAGAGCUGGGAUGUAGGACCCAUAAAACUAAAGAAGAAAGUGAAGCAGUAUGAGCUGACUCGACUAGCUCCUGGGAAACUGUACGAGGUGAAGCUGGUGGCAUUCAAUAAGCACGAAGAUGGGUACGCAGCGGUUUGGAAGGGCAAAACAGAAAAGGCACCUGUGACAGCAGUAGAUCCCCCUGUGCAGAAGGGGCCUCCACUGCCUCCAGUCCAAGUCUAUGCAGAGUCCAACAGCUCAACUUCCAUCUGGCUCCGCUGGAAGAAGCCUGACUUCACAACAGUCAAAAUUGUCAACUACACCGUGCGCUUCAGCCCCUGGGGCCUGAAAAACGCCUCUCUUGUGACGUACUACACCAGCUCAGAUGAAGACAUUCUCAUUAGUGGGCUGAAGCCCUACACCAGGUAUGAGUUUGCUGUGCAGUCCAACGGUGUUGGCAUCGAUGGGCCCUUUGGCAGCGUGGUGGAGCGCUUCACCCUGCCCGACCGGCCCUCCACUCCUCCAUCUGACCUGCGGCUGCACCCUCUCAACCCCUACGCUGUCCAGGUGCACUGGUGCCCACCUGUGGAGCCCAAUGGCAUCAUUGUGGAGUAUCUCAUCCUGUACAAUGCCAACAACACACAGCCAGAUGACAUGUGGACCUUGCUGACACGAGAAGGAAACAUCUUCAGCACUGAAGUGCAUGGCCUGGAAAGUGAUACCAGAUACUUCUUCAAGAUGGGAGCAAAAACAGUGGUGGGAUCUGGUCCCUAUUCCAACGUUAAGGAUGUGCACACCCUCCGGGAGAAGCUGUCUGAUGUCCUGGAUAUCCACUCUGUCACAGGGAUCAUCGUGGGGGUGUGCCUGGGGCUGCUCUGCAUUCUCUUCUGCAUGUGUGCCAGCUUCCGCAACAGCAAGCACAGGGAGGCCCUGCCAGGCCUGGAUUCCCAGGCUGCUGGCAACCACACAUACUACCACCGGAGCAGGCAAGGGUUGGCCUCUCCCAGUGCCACCUUGGACUCACAUGAGCUCGAGUCCCUCAUGUCUCCAGUACCAGAAGAUGCACCUGUGCCCCUGGGGGACAUCACCGAGCUGGCAGAAGUGCACAGCCUCAUCCACACGAGCCUCCCUGAGGACAUCUUCCAUGGGAAGAGGAACUCUUCAUGGAAUAAAUCAACCAACCAGGCCUGGACAAACAGCAUCACCAGAUAUGGGGACACCAUCACCAAAGAGCCUCUCUCUGCUGUCAAUGGGUCACUGAAGCUCCCCUCCAGUGCAGGGCAGAAGCUUCUCUUACAAGCCCUGGUUUAUGACGCUGUGAUGAAUGAAGCAAAGAAAAGCCACCUGCCAGCCAGCCUCCACCAUGUAGAAGCAGAAGUCAUCGUCCAUUCUGAUUUUUCAGCCUCUGACAGAGACUACAACUCCCAGCUGCACACCCUGGAGAGCGAAGAGACAGAAAUUGAGGACCGGGAGCUGGAAGAGCUCCCCUCAGCAGAGCUGGCUCUUCCCAGUUCCCAGCAGGACACUGGCCAAGUGGUGGUGGACUGUGUGAACAAUUUGGAGGUUCAGGCACAGGCUGAGCUGCUCUGUACCAACACAAAGACUGACAAACCAGAGGCUGUUUGCAUCCAUGGGCUCACCAAUGGCUUCCACAGGCAUGGAGAAAGUCUGGAUUUGGAGAGUGGAGAUUCGGAUUCCAGCCAGGAAGGCAGGGGUGAUUUGCAGCCAGUCAAGUGCCAGUUGCUUUCCACAGCACCUGAGGAGGACCUGCUCUGUAGUAACUCUGGUUUAACCAGUCCAUCCUCAGCAUCUGAGAACAUGCCACAUGUCCACAAUCACAAAGAAUGAACUAAACUGACUUUGAUCACAGCAGGGCUGAAGCACGAGGAGAGCCUGUCCCUAUGAGGUGUUGCCUGCCCUCAGCUGGCUGAGCCCAGCAGGAGCUGGUGCAGCAUCUCACCAGAGCAGGGCUUGGACCUGUCAGCUCUACAGAGGCCUUCGGGAAGCCAGGUGGGUUGGAAAGGGCCCAUCUUCCUCCCACUGAAGCUGCUGAAGAACUGAGUGUUGGUGGGAGCAGGACUGAGCCAUCUGCCAAAGUCUGCCGUGGAACCACGAUGGAACAGAGCCUUCUGCACUAGGCUGGGGCUGUCACUUCACCAUGGCCCUCGAGGCGAUUGGCAGGACAUCCUUUAACACUGGGAAGUGGCAGAGUGCACCGAGGGAUCCUUCUCAACUGCCUCUUCCCUGGGGAGUGCCCGGGCACUACUGACUGCCUGGCAGCGUUGGGAUAAAUUCUGGCACAGGAGUCCCAGGAGCGGGUGGAAGCCCCAGAAACAAAGGCAGUGAGCUGUAAGCACCAGCCUUUUCUGCCCUCCCGUGGUUAGAAGGAUUACCAGGCUCUCUGUGUGCGCUGCUGCAGUAACUACUACUAGCAGGCUGAUGUAGUGGCCUUUUAUUACACACUCUACGAGUGCCUCUAACAACUUGUACUAUAUAGAACCUUCUGCAGCGUCUGGGUCUUUUCACCAGCCUGGGCUUUGUUUUAUGUAGGUUCUUGUACCUAAUAUUUUAGGUACACAUCUGUCCUUUUAAUGUACAACAUGUAUUUUUAUUUCCUUGGAACAUCUUUAUAUUAUUUAAUUUUAUAAAGUGGAAUAGUGUGUGGUAUAGAGUAGCAUUUUUACUACUUCUCUCUUUCUUUAUUUUUCCUCCCUAACAACACAACUACCUCAUGUCUGUUGGAAAAAAAAAAGCAGUAGAUCUACUCAUUUGUUAUAGUCCAUUAUAGGUUUUAACUUAUUCUUAUACUGCCUUUUUCUAAAGAAUAUGUUUGCACUGGUUGUUGACUCUUCUUUAACACAUAGUGCUGCAGAUCUGAUGUCUCUCAUGCUUUGUUUCUUGACACCUUCCCUACAGCCAGAGAGUUGGGUUGUGUCUCUCUGUAGGACUGUGUUUUGGAGCAGCUGCCAAAGGAGACUGCUUUAGCUGGCAGGAUGUCGAUCCAUCUUUCCUCAACAAGCUUAUACUAACAAAUAGAAAGAAGAACCAGCAAUUGCAAAAGUAACUUGUGAUACUGGGGGCAGGUAUUUAUUUUCUCUUUUAUUGGGUGCCCGUGUGGAGACAUCUCAGAUGGUUUUGGUUUACAGAGAGCAGCACCCAGCCUUCUGUAAACAGUGGACUUGCUGAAAGCCUUGGAUGAACAAGUGAAAUUUUCCAGUCACUUCUGAUAGUCCUGGCCAAAGUGCUUUUGGGUGCUUUUUGUUUUUUUUUUAAAGCAGAAUGCCACCAGAGCCUUAAAAUUAAAUCUUUGGUCUCCUACGAGUCAGUCUGGCUUGAAAAUCAUCGACUGACUCUUCCUGCUGAUGCUGUAUGCUUACUGCUGACAUGUCUCUCAGCCUGGCCCUGAUGAAGGUGGACUUUUCUCUACUUUUUUUAGCUGGUCUCUGUCCUGCUCCAGGCUUGCACGGUUUGACUGCAAAUGCUACAAGAGUGGACCAGCUGCUUGGAGUUAACAACGAUCAAUAAUUCUGUUCAUGGGUGUUUGAUGAAUGUUUUGCCUUCCUGGAGGAUUCAGACAUCUCACCAUUUGUUAAAAAAGUGAAGGAAAAGAUACCCACCUUCCUCUUUUCUUGCUGAAAUUCUCCCCAGGGUAUAUGGGGAAACUGCGUGCCAACUUGAGAUCCUGUAAAAGACUUUAGAUUUUGUUUUUCCUGGUGACGACUGGGUUGGAGGUACCACUGCUUGCAGCAUGGCAAACGUCACUUCACCAGCACCCUGCAACCCUUUUACCUCCAGCUUUUCAGCAAAUGAGAACCUCCAAGCCUCCAUGUACUCUGAUGGGAAGGAAUAUUGGAGCUUCCACUUCUCCUCAGCUGGCAGCAUCUCCUCCCAGUAUGACACACUGUUCUGGUAACCAGCUGUAUUUCCAGUCAUUGGGAUUGCUCUGUUUCUCCAGCUUGGUGUCUUGAGGAGUCUCAGAAAUGCUGUUCCGUGCUCUAGCUAGCCAUGACUCUGGAAUCUGUGGGACAGAGACUGGAAACCAGUGCCAGUGAGCAGGUGAAGGCAGGAGUUGGUGUGUGUGCUAUUGGAGCGAGGAAAACACAAGGAAACAUAACUGGGCAGAGGAAGUGUGUCAAUAACCUCCAGAACCCACUGCCACAAGACUUUGAAACUCAUGACUUAGCAGGGUUACAGAUAAGCAGUGAAGUGUUAUUGCAGGCAAUAAGGGCAAUUCACAGUUCCCUGGGAGCGAUGCAGUCACAGACGUACAAACCCUCCAGCUGGGCAAGGCCAGGCGCUCGCUGCAGUGCGUGGGGGGACAUUGACCUGAGAGGGUGGCCUUCAGGUCCCAGUUCCAUGAAGAGUUCUUGCCCUUCUUCAGUGACAGAACAGGCCCUGCACAAACCACACUGCCAUUGCCACUUUCCAUCCAGGAUGGUAGGAGUGUGCCACACUUUUGGGGGUGCUCCCUUGUACAUGCACCCCCUGCUUUGCCUGUACAGCCUUCAGCAGUCCUACAGCCCUGAGCUGCCUGAAGGCUGUCCCUGCCUGUCACUGCAGCUCACUGCAGCAGGAACAGUGGGCACCAUUCCCCUGGAUCACUUUGGUCUGAGGACCAAACCACACAAUAGUUAGAGGCUCAGAGAGCUUUGGGGAGAUGCAGCAGACCACAAACAAUUUUGUUUAUGCAUCCCCAAAACACUUUUGUCACCGUAUGCUGAGGCUUGUUCUGAUCUCAUUACCCUUCACCAAACUAUACUAGGGUGUGAAGCUGGCAGUGUUUGGCUGUCCAAGAACUGUGGAGGCCAUGGUCUGGUAGGGCAAACCUGAGUUGCAGAAAAGCCAGACAGUUCCCUUGGAGCCAAGAGGCCACCACUGACCAGCAGCACCAAAGCUGUCCCUGGAUGAGCACACGUCCACACAGUGCUGGAUGUCCUUGUCCAACUCAGCUGUGCUCCAGGUCCCCCCUGCCCUGAACGUGCAGGGACCUUUCAGUCUCAGCUGGAACUGAAUCGAAGACACAUAAUACACUUUUGAUGUGUAAAGCUGAAACAACCAGUGCAUAUAUUUUUUUAUCAUGAAAUAAGUAGCUUUUUCUUGCAGAUUUCUCACAGGCACACAAACUGUUGAUACCUUUAAUUACCCAUCAUGCUUAAUGUUCCUGCACACCAGGCUCCUUUCUUCAUUUUCUUCCUUUCAGUAACACUAAAGAUUAUUGCUGUUCAAUUUUUUUGCUGGUGUAUAUUGUUUUACAUUGUUAAAAUGUCAGGUUUGUCUCACUGGCAUAAUUUUCUAGUAUUAAUGUUACUUUUUGGCUACACAACUGUAUAUUCCCCAUGCUGCUGUGAGAGUCACAAUUCUCAUCCUUUUAUUUCUUUUCAUUUCUUGUUACAUGAAACAUGCAACUCAGAUAAAAACCUCUAUCAACUUUUUGUUGACUUGAUUUCUUACUUAACAGGCAGCAAAGUUCUGGUUUAAAUAGUUCAAAUGAGAUAACUUCUGAUUUAGAGUUGUGAUUUUUUUUACAUUACUAGCUAACAAUCAGCCCAUGAAAUAUUGCUGUGUAAAAAAACCCAACCAUUUUAAUAGAACGCUGUAUAUGGUUUUGAUCUCAUUAGUAAUAGGUGUUUUGAAGGAAUCAUUGUGUCUUUUCUAAUUGCUACUUUUGUUAGAAAAGAAGUGUUUAACCAGCAGAAAUCUACCAUCUACUUCUGUUACUGUAUUCCCUUGCUUGUAUUUUCAAGUUAAAUUUCAUUUUCUGCACAGUGCAUAAAGAUGUGUAACCAGAACUUGAUCUUGUUUGAAGGUUGUGUCUGUGUUUGGUUCCAUACUGUACUUUAUUAUAACUUUCUUUCUUCAGACACUGUUCUUACUCCACAAAUACUCUUUAGUGUUAAAGUGUAAUACAUUGUCCUUAUAUUCCUUAACUAAUGGGUUAUUAAUAAAAUGUUUUUUUAAAAACAGUGGAA